AUGGACAUGAUCGGUUUCUCUGGCUACCUGGUGCUUUUCCUGGGCGAGCUGGUCGACAUCUACUGGGCGCCGAUCUUCUUCCUGUUCAUGCAGUGCUUGUUCGGCAGCAUGCUCAUGAGCUCCUUCCUGCGCCAGCUGGUGGGCCUCCGGAGGAUGUUGUCUCUUGUCUCUGGGGCGGCCGUGCUGCGGGCGGCUGUUGUGGAACAGUGGUGGCACUGCGGGCUGGACCCGGCGCCCUUGGCGCUCGGCAGUCGUGGCGCCCAGCCGCCGCGGGGCCUGUGCGUGCUGGCCAGGCUGGGGCCAGUCUUGGGCUUCCAGCGCACGACAGUCGCAGUGCGGGAACCUCAUACUGCUGCGCCUGCUGGGCCUCGCGCAGAGCUGGCGUGCGGCCGCCUGGGCUGCAGCGCUGCUGGGGGUCGCGGCGCUUCCGGCUCCGACGGCAUGGUCGUGGACGGCGGGGCCAAGUGCCGUACGGGACCUGGCGCGCGGAUUGCGGCACGUUUCGCCCGGCUGAGGGCGGCUCCUCUGCCCGCACUGGCGGGCCCCGCAUUGGCGUCGUCGCACAGGUCCAAGCAUCUUAUUGCGGUUUCGCUCUUGCUCAUGGCGCUGUCCGUCCUGCUGGAGCAGUGGAGUGAAGCUGCGGACCUCCCCAGCCGGCUGCGGGUGGGAAUGGGCAACCCUGGCCCCACUGGGUGCAUGGACCGGCACGGCCGGAGAGUGUUGUGGCGACGCCUCCUAGAGCACCCCACGUCGGUCCAGCGCGCCAUGAAUCAGCUGGGCAUCCCGAUCGUGGGGUUUCCUGGUGCCCGCCUGCCAGAAUCUUUCACACUUCCAGCCUCCUCGGGAUUGGGCAUCUACGCGGUCGGUGGUAUUUCGUACGCCAGUGUGGCGGUCGUGUGGUCCUUGGAGUUCCAGGCGCACUUCGAUUUCGUGAUGGGGGUUGGGUCUGCACGUCGCGUGUGGGUGCAGCUACGUUUGGCUGAGGGGCUGCUUUUCUUGCUGUACUUCUAUCUUCCGCCUGACCCACGUUCAGGUGAUGAUGGGGCGUGGGGUUCCGAGGUGGACAGCAUUCGGCGGGAGAUAAACAGCCUGCGCGCGCAGCGCUCCGAUGCGGUGUUCGUGGCGAUGGGGUACGCCAAUGUGCAGCCGGUGUCUCUUGGCGGCGGUCGCGACAUCUCCUCAGGUCGGGAUGUGCGGUGGGUGGAGCUCUUGGUGGAGACGGGCCUCGCGGCCAGAGUGGUUACGUGCGUGACUGUGGAGAUGCUCAUCUUGUUCUUCAUGAGCCUGCUGUUAUGCCUGCUGCACGAUGCUGGGGGGGUCCAGGCAGGCUCGCUGACGCUUCUUGGCUCGGUCCUCGAGUGGGAUCAAGUGGUCGUCACCCUGAGCGGCCUGAGCACGGUGGUUGUACACGAAGGAAUGCCCGAGGGCGGCGUCCUCGGGCCCCUCGGCUUCAAUUUUCUCCCAGACGGUCUAAUGCGUCUGCUGCACUCUGCGGGUUGUGGCGCGGCCACGAGCACCUGGGUCCCCGUCCCUUGGCAGCAGCACGUGUGGCUAGGUUGUGGCACUCCGCGCACUCACUUGGUGGACAUGAUCGUGCCUCUCCUGGAGUGUCCCAGCUCGCUGCCUUCCGCUGACAUGCUGGCGGCUUCCCCAGACCUGGAGGCCUCUGCCUUGCGCGCCCUGGACCUCCACGACCGCGGUCGUCUGCCGGCGCUGCUCCACUGCGACGAUCCUGUAAUCGUGGCCUCUAGCAGAGGGGCGGCGGAGGAGGUAUUGCGCUUUGUGGCCUGGUGGGCGAAGGCCUUCCUGGGGGGCGCAUCGUGGAGGAACUCUGGUGUGGCAGCGCUGGAGAUGGGGCUGUCCCUCGGUGGCGGCGCACAAGCCGUCCUGGAUCUGUGUCGCAGGCGGGUUCGGCUCCACCUCCUGCCGGAAAACAAUUUCUAUCGGUGCGCAUUCUUGCGCGGCGCGGCGGGCGGUGCUCAGUGUUGGGCAGUGCGGAGCAGCGAUUUACUCCGGGUGUACGGGGUGCCCGACUGGCCGCAGUGGGCAGUUCCAGGUGCCCAGCUGGACGGUCACCUGCGUGGCAUCGACGGCAGAGGCGGCUGCGUCAGGCUGCGCGACAUCUGUUACGGCUGGAUCGUGCGCGUCAUUUACUUUCUCAACACCACGCCUCCCGUUUCAUGGGAGGAGGCAAAGGCGGACGUGGGACUCAGCGGGAGCUGCACCUUCAUGGGAAUGGACGGCUACAAGCUGAAGAGUGGUGAUUGGAAUGUCAAGCCAGAAGUUAUUGAACAGUCAUACAUCACUACGAAGCUGGAUGCGAGGGUGGUUGCCACGGACGAAGGUACUUGUCGGGAUCCAGGGUCUGGCAACUAUUCCAAGAUUGAUUUCUGGCUGGCCAGUGAUUCGUUGGCGGCGGCGAUGGGUACUCCGUCUCGCUUGGGCCUCGUCCUCGCGCUCAUAAAGUUCGCCGUCUACUCGGGCCUCAACUUCUACCUGUGCAUCCUAUCGUUUCGCCAGACAUGGGAGAUGAUGACGAGGAUGGGGAGUUGGUCUAUACUGAUCGUGGGCUUCCAGAGGUCACAAAGCAGCAUGAGUUUGAGCGAGGCAGAGGCGCCCGACGCGAUGCCCGAGGGCGCCCGCUGGGCCCGCGAGGGCGGCAGCGGCGUGGUGUGGUGCGAGUCCGCCGAGGGGCUGCUGCAGGCGGUGGCCGACGGCAACGCGAGCGUGGAGGUGGGCGGCGCAGAGGCCGGCCUUCUGGUGGAUGCGGUGGUGCGCGUGGCAGGCUCCCUGGAGCACCUCAGCCUCACGGGCUGUGGCCUCGACGGCGAGGCGCUGGGGCGGCUGGCGACGGCGCUGGCGCCCACGCAGAUCCAGGGCGUGGGCGUCUCCAACAACCCCGGCGUGGGGCCCGAGGCGUGGACCGCCUUCUGGAGCGCGCUGCCCGCGAGCGUGUCCCGGUGGGACGCGGGCGACAACGGGCUCGAGGACGCGUGCCUGGAGGGGCUGGCGGCGGCGGCCGGCCGGGGUGCGCUGCGGGAGCUGCUGGUGGACGGCAACAGCUUCUGCGACGUGGCGCCGCUGCUGGCGCUCGUGCGGAACUCCCAGGCAUAUCCCUGGGCCUUUGGGAUCGUGUCCACCAUGGGCCUUGCGGGCAGGGCCCAGGGUAGCAUGCCCCUUCUCCAGGGUUCUCUACUCGUAUCGCGUCAGCAUCCGUGUGUUGGUUCCGCGUAUGUCGUUCUCUGCUCUUCUGUCGUCGAGCUCGACCUCGGCGACAAUGGCCUCGCCGACGCGCAAGUGCGGCAGCUGGCCGGGGCGCUGCCGGGCUCCGCGGUGGAGACCCUGGUGCUGGGCAGGAACUCGGGCAUAGCGGACGCGGGCGCCGUCGAGCUUGUCCGCGUGCUCCCCAGGACGAAGGUCACCAUCCUGCACCUGGACAGCACCCAGAUCGGCGACGCCACCCUGGCCGCGCUGGCCGAGGUGCUCGCGGACACCCAGCUCGAGGAGCUCCACAUCGAUGAGACGAAGGUUACGGACCAGGGGGUGGUCGACCUGUGCAAGGUGCUGCCCCAGAGCAGGCUGAAGUUCCUCGACGCCGGAGACAACAACCUGUCGUUCGAGACCGCCCAGGCCGUGCAGGCCGCCGUGGGCGCCGACGUGGCCGUGACGUGACCAG
Messenger RNA from Prorocentrum cordatum, 3676 nucleotides. The record is from the annotation of a GenBank genome assembly. NCBI's taxonomy places the organism in Eukaryota, Dinophyceae, Prorocentrales, Prorocentraceae.